Messenger RNA from Macrobrachium nipponense, 1006 nucleotides. RefSeq lists its product as uncharacterized. The record is from RefSeq and is a predicted model, not a curated record. Lineage: Eukaryota; Metazoa; Arthropoda; Malacostraca; Decapoda; Palaemonidae. The coding region runs from base 278 to 1006 and encodes 242 amino acids. The transcript is spliced from 2 exons.
AUUCAGACAGAGUCAGGGGGGGGCGGGGGCAUUCUGUGGUUAAACUGUAGGAACGCCACUUUCUGCCAUCUGUGCGUGUCUCUUACAGGAAUCCAGGAUCUCGGAAACGACCCUUUAGCGGAUGUUGACAGGAUGCACAUCUUUCCUUCGCUCCUCACACUUCCGGCGACUUCCUGUAUAUAAGGAGGUGGUCCUCGUGCUUCCUCGUCAGUCGAGGAGCUCCUCGAGUUCGAGAAGCAGCGACAAUAACAGCAACCACCUGUCGAUACAUUAAGCCAUGAAGUGCCUGGUCUUACUGCUAUUCACUGCAUUAACUGCAGAAGCCACCAGAAGUGUUCCAAGUCAACAGUAUUACCAACCAAGAUAUUACCGUUACCACCAUUACCAACCGUACCACUAUUACCAUCCUUACCAUCAUCCCAAGCACUACUAUCACAGCUACUACCCUCAUCAUCGUCCCCAUCUGCCCAACCAUGGCAGAGAAACUCUGAAGGGCAUAGCAGUUGCCAAACAUCCUGGAGGAGGAACCUCCUACGUCAGCAAUCAGGUCUUCGGUCUCAGGGGAAAGAGGUCAGCCGACUAUGGACCGGGGGUGAUGGACCAGGUACAAAGAGCCAGCUAUGGACCAGAAGUAUUGGACAAGGUCUUUGGUCUCCUAGGAAAGAGGGCAGUUGAGUAUGGAUCGGAAAUAUGGGACCAAGUCUAUGGUCUUCAGGAAAAGGGACCAGCUGACCAUGGACCAGGAAUGCUGGACCUAAGAAGAAAAUCAUCUGAUAAUGGACCGGAGGCGUUGGGCCACCUGGAGUCGUUUGCUGAUGUACCUGAGGUUCUUUAUCAAUAUGAUUCACCCACAGAGCAAGAUGACUUCAGAGACAAUGAUGAUAUGACAGUGUUCGAGGUCAGAAAUGGAGAGAUUAGUGAGAAAAAUGGAGAUAUUACCAACAUGAAGCCUUCUAAUAAGGAUUAUUCUUCUCCUGAUACAACAGAUUUGCCAAAUAGGACAUGA